AUGGAAGGCAUCGUAAAAGUGGCAACUGCUGCAGUGACAACUGGAUUGAAUAGUGGCGUCGCAAAAUUAGUUGGUGACGGUAUUUCGCAAUAUCGGUUAUUGUCCAAAUAUCCAAAAAAUAUUACUGCAAUUGGAUUAACUCAAUGGGGAAGUUUGACAGAUGAGACAAGGAAUAGAUUAAAAAGAAUGCGUUCGCCGGUUGAUGCCACUGUGAACGUAUUAUCGUUGCAUGAUAGUGAGACGCUAGAAUGGAAUCAUACGCAUUUCAUCAUGUUUGACAAUGGUUGGUUAGGCGAUUACCUAAAUGAUUCUCCGCGGUCUGCGUUUAUCAAAGCUGCUGUUGAUGCUGAAGGCUAUUGUAAGUAUUUAGCGUAUUACAAAUUAGAGAUGCGCAGGGCUUAAAGUAGCGGGGUAGGGUAGGGACUUCAAAAACGUUUGAUGAGUAAGGUGAGAGCUGAAUAAAAAUCUUCAUUACACAUUUUUGUGGAACUUUGAAAAGCUUUUUACACAGUAAGGAGAAGGUCAGAAGGCUAUGGUUCCAUGGGCAUAGGUUAGGGUAGGAUCAGUGCUUGGACUCUAGAGGAUAGACUAGGUCUAGGGUUUAUAAAAUUUUCCUAGGGUUCGGCCAGGACUCAGAAAACCUUUACCCUGCGCGUCUCUAUUACAAAUGUAGAUGCCGAUCAUCGAUCAGUAAUUUAUAUGUAGGCUAUCCUAUCACUAUUAUCGUAGAAGGUGGAAAAAAUACUUUGGAGGUGGUCGAAAAUGAUCUGUCAGCACAGCGGCCGGUUGUUAUCAUACAGGUAUCUUGAUCACAAUGCUUUGUAAUAUGCUGAAAUUCUUUAUCGCUUUAAGGGUAGCGAAAAUAUGGCAGAUGUUCUUGCUAAUGUGAUGAACUUGACUUCCAAAAAAAGGUAACUAAUAAGUGGAACAGAUGAGAAUGGGAGCAUCAGAAUUAGGGGUGGCACAUUACUGUUACUUUUACGAGUAAUCCAAAUAUUGUAAAUAUUUCUAUUACCAGUAACAGUCAUACUUUCCAAUUUUACUGUUGCUGGUAAUAGGAAUGUUCAUAAAAUUUGUAUCAGCAACAGUAAAACUGGAAAGUAUGACUGUUACUGGUAAUAGAAAUAUUUACAAUAUUUGGAUUACUCGUAAAAGUAACAGUAA
This is a messenger RNA of Didymodactylos carnosus, 1164 nucleotides long. The record is from the annotation of a GenBank genome assembly. NCBI's taxonomy places the organism in Eukaryota, Metazoa, Rotifera, Eurotatoria, Philodinida, Philodinidae.